This is a messenger RNA of Trichoderma virens Gv29-8, 2580 nucleotides long. RefSeq lists its product as uncharacterized. The record is from RefSeq and is a predicted model, not a curated record. Bases 1 to 2580 code for a protein of 859 amino acids. NCBI's taxonomy places the organism in Eukaryota, Fungi, Ascomycota, Sordariomycetes, Hypocreales, Hypocreaceae. The transcript has 4 exons.
AUGUUGUACACAUACGACUCUCAGUACACCGAUGGUGAUUUCAUAUGGCAGCCAAACAACACAGAGACAAUAAACUUGGAAACCCAUAAUUCUGCAGGCAGACUAUUACCAACUUCCUUCUCGGAGAAGGUGUUCUCCGAGGCACAGUCAGAAGUGAAAUCAGAACCGUUGGAUUUUCUGACUUCUUCAGACCUUUUUAACCCCAAUGCGGCAAUCCCACACGAGCACGACUUGGAUAUCGAUCUUUCGCUCGACUGGAGGGCACCGGAUCUAUCCAGCAAUCAAUUCUCAAAUCUCAAUAUCAUAGAUAAUACCGUCGUCCCUUUGCAGAAUAUCAAUCAGCCACUUGUACCAUUCGGUCAACAAUUACUAGUGCACAGUUUCUCGGAUUCUUAUUUUGAACCAUACCCAGAACACACCAUUCAAGAUAAUCCUUUAUCUGCAUAUCCUCCCCUUGACUUUGACUAUGGCACCAACUCUCUUUCGUAUGGCCCCCAGGUUAUUCAGCAAUUCGGACAACCCUACAAUAACAAUGUCAAUUUUGGCUUCAAUCAACAUGAGAACCCAACGAGCCCGGAGGGAAGAAACCAAUCCUCCCUUGGUACUCAAAAGCAUCUGUUUACCUACACGCCAAAGGGACAGUGGCUGCGUGACCGUUGCUUUACUAAAGAGCAAUUACGAGAAUACGCAGACAACUGUGGAAAGGACACCGUCUUUUGGGUCCAGCAAGCUCCUACGCAGUGCAAUCAUCGACUGGAGCCCGAGGACAGGAUGUGUCGCUGGGCAAAUUGCCCCGUCGCUAAUAGAACCAUUACAGCCGGAUGGCUCCGCGUAGCCUUUGACGAGUUCCCUCACCUCACGUCCAGCGGGGCCCGAGAUCCGUUGAAGUGCGCCGGCUCGCUCCAUUUAUGGUGUUUUGAACAGAUUUUCGACCCUACGGAAUUCCAUCUAUGUGGCCGUCUGCGCCCUGAAGACAGACAGUUUCCUUUCGAGGAUAAGAGCGUGGUGACGCUGGAAAAGCUGACCGAUGCGGGCAUCAUAAGGGAGGCUUAUCAGCCUUGGUUCGAACAGAAUAUGUUUAGCCUCAACCAGCAGCCACGAGAAUAUCGCGACUCAUUGUCCUAUCGACUGACCAAGUAUCAUAUAGAAAACCAGACGGCGGCCCGGCAAAAGGCGCGAUCGAAACGAAACGACACCAAGUCUGUGGGUGAGCGCCGGACCAUCGAUGUCCACUUGGGCAAUCUGAAAAUGUUUGUUGAAAUCACGAAUAGAGUCAGAAUGUUAAAGAAGAUGAGAAGGUUGCGAAGGUUGCGAAGGGCCAACGCCGAAGGAACUGAUUCCUUGAGCGAUUCUUUUUCACAGCCUUUGGCACUCACUAACAUACGGGCGACGAGAAAAACAACACGAAGGAUCAUGACAGACCGGCAUCCAGAGCCAACCCGAGGAUUUUCACUCUCGCGUGAAUCGCACCAAUCAAGAGGGAGCUCUUUAGCUAAUAGAAACAUGCAAGAGACUUUAGAUCACGAAAUCAAACCGUCCUACAGAAGACAAAGGCAGUCGAAUCUAGCACAGUUUCCUUCGGUUAGCAGUCAGAAUAGGGAUUCGAAUACAUAUCAGGUCAACCCCACACUCAACUCAAGCAUGAGCAGCAGGCAGCCGAGCUACUUUGAUCCCUUGAAUCCAGCUCAUCAUUCAGGGCAGUCAACUGCUCGCCCCUCCGCCACCACAGCAAGCACACUCUCCAACUGCAUUCAAAGCAGUCACUUGGGAAUCUCUUGUCAAAACGACGCUCAGAAUGUCACAGGAGCAAGGUUCAACAGGGCAACCCGGGGAAAGCCUCGGCCGGUCCUUCGGCCGAUCAUUACGCAGCCCCUACAGCAAUACCCAUAUUCUGUGAACCCCUCAACAAGUCUUGACGCUUUCGCUCAUACAACAGGGGAGAUAUUGCAGUUGCCUGGAGCCAGCCGCAAUACGUGCUUCUUUGACUCACGACGACUGGGUAGCCCGACCCACGAGGUUCCUGACUUUGGUCUUCACAUUGACCCUAGGAUAUCCGAGGUUGAGCUGGAGGUUGGCCAACACCAGGAGGAAGCUGUUAGCGAGGCGAAUGAUGCAUUUCCGGCCCACACACUAACGUUUCCUGUUGCAUCUCAGCCUCCGGGAAUCAUGGACGGUGCCGUGAGCCCGCGGGUUACAGCUACAUCACCAUAUUGGGAUAGUCUCGUGGAUUUUGGUGGCUUUGGUGGUGCUUUUCCUACUCCUCUGCUCACAGACUUUUCAGCCACCAAUGGGGUUGAUGGUGAUAGAGUCGCAACUCUUACUGGAGCCAGCAUUCAACAUGUAAGCAGUCCUGAAGUGGCCCGCAUAAAGCGGGAGACUCUCAGCCCCAUCGAGGCGACACAAAGCGGGCGAGCAGCAAAAGACGGCGCACGGAUACCUCAUAAUUGUAGAGAAAACGUGAGGCCGUUAGCGGUUGUGAAGGCAGCCGGGCAAGAUGUGACGAGCGUCGUUUUGGCUUGGCGUGAGCCGCAAGAUGCUCGGAAUAUUCCCAGGUGUUACCGACACAGGCCUGUGAGCUGA